CGAAAACCCAUCAGAAGAAGAGAACUUUGUUUGGUGGGUCCAAUUAGAAUCUGAAAAUUGGGCUUUUUGUGAGCUUGUCAAGAAUUUGCAUGAAGAGGCCCAGUCUCUGCCCAACUCCCAACAGUUACAAGCUUUACCGCCAAGUUGUAUAAUCGAGAUUUACCAGCAAUGAAGAGUGAUUUAGACCCAUUAAAUCUCAAGCUUAACCCAUGAUGGUGAUGGGUUCAUUCAUGGCACCGCCGGUAAUCAUGUGAUUAAAGAGGUGGAGGCCCCAUGUGGUCUGUUUAACAACAAAAUUUGAACCCAAACAUGGGUUGUUUCUUUGCCCAACGGAAAGUUAAAAAGUCUCAAUCUGCGGGCUGAGCCUGAGCAACAAAACGAAAGCACCUAUGGCUCAUGCAACGACUUCCAGGCUCUUGCCAGCUAUUUGUCCACGCUUCCCUCAUCUUUUUUUAUUGUUUAGUAUCAAUUUUCGUUAUCAUAUUCUUGUCCAAUUUCUGCAGUCACACGCUCUUCGCGCGACACGCAUUAGCUCUUGCAACACGUCCUCCAAAUCUAAUAUCUCCAUUGCUUGAUCCAAGAAACCCUCUUUUGAGGGGAAGAAAAGGGAAACCUUUACUUCUCAAUGUAAUAGUAAUUGUCAAUCGGUGUUUUAGGUGUUUUUACUGUGUACUUCUCUGGAAACUUUUUGGAAUUUCCUUUGAUUAUGUGACUGGAUCGAUUGGCUGCUAGAGUGAGAUUGUUUUAUUGGGAGACGGAUAGUGUUGAGUUGAGUUGAGUUCUUUAUCGAAAUUGGCAUCUGUUAUCGGCUAUGGAGAAUCGCAGCGAGACAGAAACUAGUCCUUUUUUGAGUUUGUUUUCGGCCUUGUCAUAUGGGAUUGCUUCGAUGGCUAUGGUCUUCAUCAACAAGGGAAUUCUUAUGCAGUAUUCUCACUCAAUGACCCUUCUCACUCUGCAGCAAUUGGCGACUGCUUUGCUCAUACACUUAGGCCAGCAAAUGGGAUACACAAAAGCCAGGGGAGUAGACAUGCAAACAUCAAAGAGGCUUCUCCCAAUCUCUCUAUUUUACAAUGCUAAUGUGGCAUUUGCUUUGGCAAGCUUGAAAGGAGUUAAUAUUCCUAUGUAUAUUGCAAUAAAGAGACUUACUCCACUUGCUGUACUCAUUGCUGGCUUCUCUUCAGGAAAAGGAAAACCUACAGCGCAGGUGACACUUUCUGUACUAUUGACUGCUGCUGGGGUUCUUGUAGCGGCGCUUGGAGACUUUUCCUUUGAUCUAUUUGGCUACAGCAUGGCUCUUACUUCUGUUUUUUUCCAGACGAUGUACCUUGUCCUUGUUGAGAAGUCUGGUGCAGAGGAUGGGCUUUCUUCAGUUGAGAUAAUGUUCUACAACAGCUUCUUGUCUCUUCCAUUUUUGAUGUUUCUGAUCAUAGUUACAGGAGAAUUUCCAAACUCUUUGUCGUUGCUUUUUGCUAAAAGUAAUUCUUUAUCAUUUUUGUUGAUGCUUAUUCUUUCAUUGGUGAUGGGAAUAGUUCUCAACUAUACCAUGUUCUUGUGUACUAUAGUCAAUUCUGCUCUAACGACAACUAUAGUGGGAGUCCUCAAGGGUGUCGGGUCCACGACCCUUGGUUUUGUGUUACUGGGUGGCGUGCAAGUACAUGCUCUGAAUGUGACUGGAUUGAUCAUCAACACAGCUGGUGGUAUAUGGUAUUCAUUCGCCAAAUAUCAGCAAAAGAAGAGGAAGCCACCGAGAUUAACCUCAGACGUGGAGGCUCAUCGUAAAUGAACUCGUGCUGGAAGAUUGCUAGCUGUGAUGAAUUUCUCUACACGUCUUCUGUUAUAUUUAUACCAUUUACUAUGAGAUGAUAGUGGCAACCAAAUGGAAAGAGGGGUGGUUGAAUUCUGAAUGAAGCUAUAGUGAAAUGAUUCUGUUCUUUUAUUCUCAUAACAGCUUUUUAGUUUGAGUUGAACACAUUUGAACGGUACUUCACAUUUCACAAACUCUUUAGCUUAAUGUAUGAAAUAUUAAUUCGAGAUUUAA
Messenger RNA from Manihot esculenta (cassava), 2038 nucleotides. Its product is annotated as UDP-galactose/UDP-glucose transporter 7. The transcript is spliced from 8 exons. Bases 812 to 1783 code for a protein of 323 amino acids. NCBI's taxonomy places the organism in Eukaryota, Viridiplantae, Streptophyta, Magnoliopsida, Malpighiales, Euphorbiaceae. Gene Ontology annotation, molecular function: UDP-glucose transmembrane transporter activity; UDP-galactose transmembrane transporter activity; antiporter activity. The record is from RefSeq and is a predicted model, not a curated record. Gene Ontology annotation, cellular component: Golgi apparatus.